CCCUGCUGUUUCUAACUCCACAUUGACCACAUAUCACUACAUCUCUUCCCCUUUUUCUUUGGGAAAUGCAGGGAGGAGACCAGAGGUAGGUGGUUUAAUUAAAGGGCAUGUAUUCUUUGUUGUUCAUGGGACAACAGGGUCAUUUACUGUUUCCCCUUUGGAAACGAGAAACAGAUGAUCGGUGAUUUACUAAUUCUUCUUCCAAUCCAUCCAUCCCUCCCUUCCUCCUGGUUUUUUCAGUUUCCAGCGCAUCCAAUUCAAUUAUCAAAAAGGCUGCAAAUCAAUCCAUGCUGCUGUGCUGCAAGAUCUUUGUCUCUGAAUCACGCAACCGUGCAGCCCUUGAUGCCAUAGAAAGAGCUGCAAGGCUAGACCCAGAAACUGUCGUUGUGAACAAAUUUGAGGAUCGAGCGUACAACAGGAGCCGCUACACUCUUGUUUCAUAUGUUGUUCAUGACAGCACUGGUACUGCUAUUUAUAGCCCCUUGCAACGAACUGUCCUGACCAUGGUUGAGGCUGUUUAUGAAGCCAUAAACCUUGAGCUGCAUUCUGGUGCACACCCUCGGCUCGGCGUGGUUGAUGACAUUGUUUUGCAUCCCUUGGCUCGGUCAUCCUUGGAUGAAGCAGCUUGGCUUGCUAAGGCUGUCGCAGCAGACAUUGGCAACAUAUUGCAAGUGCCAGUUUUUCUCUACGGCGCAGCACAUCCAACAGGCAAGGCCCUGGACACCAUCAGGCGGGAGCUUGGUUACUACAGGCCCAAUUUCAUGGGCAACCAAUGGGCUGGAUGGACUAUGCCUGAAAAUCUCUCCAAAAAGCCCGAUGAAGGCCCAACCCGGGUAUCUCGAUCUAGGGGCAUCACCAUGAUCGGUGCCUGCCCAUGGGUUGGUCUGUACAACGUGCCUAUCAUGUCUACAGAUGUCUCCGCAGCCCGCCGUAUUGCUAGGAUGGUGAGUGCCCGAGGAGGCGGGCUCCCGACGGUGCAAACACUGGGCCUUGUACAUGGUGAGGACUCAACUGAGAUAGCUUGCAUGCUUCUGGAGCCAAACCGGAUUGGAGCGGACAGGGUCCAGUCCAGUGUUGAGACGCUGGCAGCCCAACAAGGGUUGGAUGUGGAAAAGGGCUAUUUCACUGAUUCUUCACCUGCAAAUGAUUCUUGAAAAGUAUCUAAACUUAAUUUCCGCUGACAGAGCUUAAUCACACCAAGGGUGCAAUUGACCCUUCAAAUAAAUGUUGUAUUGCAUAAAUCUUUUAACCUCGUACAACUUGUAUUUAAUUUAAGCGAUUCUCAACCGA
Theobroma cacao (cacao) is the source of this 1290-nucleotide messenger RNA. NCBI's taxonomy places the organism in Eukaryota, Viridiplantae, Streptophyta, Magnoliopsida, Malvales, Malvaceae. The record is from RefSeq and is a predicted model, not a curated record.